Cuscuta campestris is the source of this 914-nucleotide messenger RNA. Lineage: Eukaryota; Viridiplantae; Streptophyta; Magnoliopsida; Solanales; Convolvulaceae. The record is from the annotation of a GenBank genome assembly.
CGCACGUGGCAUAGUGGGAAGCUUGCCACGUCAUGAUAAGGAAUUGCCAAUUCCGUCGUCGUCUUAUUCUACGGUAUAAAUUUUGUGGCCGGCAACUGCACUCCGUAGUGAAACUCUAUCAGAUCUGAGAAGAAGAGAGAAGAACAAUGGGGAGAAUCGAUUACUUGGCUAUGAAGACGGAUCAAGUCGCCGCCGACGAACUCAUCAAUGCGGACCUCCGGGAACUCAAGGCCGCCGCCCGCAACCUCUUCGACCACGCCACCAAGCUCGGCGGCCUUGGCUUCGGCACUUCCUUUCUUAAAUGGGUCGCCUCCUUUGCCGCCAUUUAUUUGCUCAUUCUGGACCGUACAAACUGGAAAACGAACAUGCUUACUGCUCUUCUAAUCCCCUAUAUUUUCCUAAGUCUUCCUCAUGUGAUAUUCCACUUCUUAAGGGGAGAAGUUGGGAAAUGGAUUGCUUUGAUAGCGGUCGUGCUGAGGCUAUUCUUCCCGCGGCAUUUCCCAGAUUGGUUGGAAAUGCCCGGUUCGCUCAUCUUACUCCUAGUGGUUUCUCCGAACUUCUUCGCGGAAACCAUAAGAGACAGCUGGUUUGGGACGGCGAUAUGUCUUGUGAUCGGGUGUUAUCUGCUCCAAGAACACAUCAGAGCAUCCGGCGGAUUCCGGAAUUCCUUCACCCAAAGCCACGGGAUAUCAAACACAGUAGGCAUCAUCCUCUUGCUCGUCUAUCCCAUCUGGGCUUUGGUUCUUCACUUUGUUCACUAAAUAUGUACCCUCCGUAUUUUUUUUUUAAAAUAAAGAUUUGGUAAUCUACUUUAUGAAAUUUCAUCAUCAUGUUUCCAGAAUACUUUAGGCAGUCAACGCCGUAUCUUGUACUGUAUACUAUAUAUUCGUCCCAAGACUAUUCAAAAAGAUUGU